Messenger RNA from Triplophysa rosa, 4654 nucleotides. RefSeq names its product leucine rich repeat transmembrane neuronal 1 (gene lrrtm1). The coding region runs from base 987 to 2561 and encodes 524 amino acids. The transcript has 2 exons. Gene Ontology annotation, molecular function: protein binding. The record is from RefSeq and is a predicted model, not a curated record. NCBI's taxonomy places the organism in Eukaryota, Metazoa, Chordata, Actinopteri, Cypriniformes, Nemacheilidae.
AGAGAGAGAGAGAGACUGGGCUGAAUUGUGAGUGGCUUACGACACUCAGUGAACAGAAGGUGUUUCUGCAUGCACUGCCAGUGCACUAGUCUACUGCAAGGGAUAAAGCAUCUCUCUCCACCCAGUACACCGCGCCUGCCUUCAGCCUCAGCAACUACAGCCUCCGCAGCCCCCAGGAAAUGAGCUUAACACAGAUGAGAACAAGAUGAAGAUUUGAGUCUUACUACAAACCCUCUCACCAGUGAUUUUUGGAUAUCAUUAUUACACGAACAAUUCAGCAAACAGAAAAAGACAGCUGUAUGAUGCAGAUCAAACAGCUUUUGCAUGUGCAUAAUUGUCAAGAAACUAAGAAAAUGGCAAUGAGCUUUGCUCCACGUACGUUGCGCAAUUCGACGAUCGCUAUAGGUUAUGGAUGGUGAUUUGCGUCGACAGAUUGGGAGUCAUUGAUGAGAAGGGAGGAAAGAGAGUGAGAGUCAGUUCGGAGUGGAUUAUUCCCUCCUCCGUGAGCGUUUCCCCCCGCUCGUCUCUCUCACAGAUCCGCGGCGCAGCAGUCGAUACAGAGAACCGGAGGAGAGUGGACAGUGCUCAUACAUGCAGCCCGGGAAACUUGCACUUCCUACCAGCCUGCUGAAUGCCGCUUGGAUUCGUUAUCUUUUUGGCUCUUUCACAUGAGGAGAACUAAGACAUUGUAAGUCUGCCAGGAUCUGGUGUCCGAUGAAAAGGAGGGGGGGCUGAAUUUGUACCACACUGGGGUCUUUUUUAGUUUCGCACAUAAUUAGUGUCGGCACAAAGGGAUCAACUGAAUAGAGGUUGUCAGCCUCUGCACGGGUGGGGCAGGAUUUCUUGAUUCUUUAAGUAACCACGUCUAUAGAAAUACAUUUCGAUUAAAAGACAUUUCACCGGGGAGAAUACAAAUACUAAACUCCAAAAUGACACAAAUGUGAAAGAUUCAAUGGACUUUUUCUCUACGACACUGCAGGAUAUUCAUGCUAAUGGAUUUCCUCCUAAUUGGUCUGUACCUAAAGUGGCCGCUAAGGAAGCCCCCUGGGCUGAUACUGUGCUCCUUGGGCAUUGUUCUGAAAAUAGUCCCCUUGGUGGGGGGGAGCUGUCCGAGGCUGUGCCGAUGCGACAACAAGCUGUUGUAUUGCGAGGGGCUCAACCUAACCGACAUCCCUCAAAACCUUAGCAGCGCCAUUGGUUUGUCCCUGCGUGAAAAUAACAUCUCUGAGUUACGGGAGGGGGACUUUGUGGGCCUGUCGCAGCUCACCUGGCUCUAUUUGGAUCAUAACAAUAUUGAGAUUGUGGAGGAGAGCACCUUCGAGAGGCUGCGAAGGGUUAAAGAGUUGGACCUGAGCACCAACAGGAUAGAAAGCCUUCCGAACGGGACCUUUCGACAUCUGCCCAACCUACGAAUAUUGGAUUUAUCCUAUAAUAGACUUCAGUAUUUGGAGCCAGACCUUUUCCAUGGCCUUAGGAAGCUUACCAAUUUACAUUUGCGCUACAAUGCCCUUAAAUUAAUCCCCGUGCGGAUUUUCCAGGAUUGCAGGAGCAUGCAAUUCCUGGAUCUGGGUUACAACCAGCUGCAGAGCCUGGCACGCAAUUCAUUUGCUGGGCUCUUCAAGCUCACCGAGCUGCACUUGGAGCACAACGAGUUGGUAAAAGUCAAUCUGGCCCACUUCCCCCGCCUCAUCUCACUGAGGACCCUCUACAUGCGGAACAAUAAGGCCACUAUUGUGGUCAACACCCUUGACUGGACCUGGGACCACCUGGAGAAGAUUGACUUCUCCAACAAUGAGAUUGAGUACAUUGAGCCACAUGUGUUUGAGAGUGUACCCAACCUUAAGACUCUUAUGUUGGACUCCAAUAAACUGACCUACAUAGAUCAGAGGAUCUUGGAAUCCUGGACAUCCCUGAGCAGCAUCACCCUGUCGGGGAAUGACUGGGAAUGCAGCAGGAACGUCUGUGCCUUGGCUUCCUGGCUUAGCAAUUUCCAGGGACAACGUGACAAUGGCCUGUUGUGUGCCAACCCAGACAUUGCGCAGGGCGAGGACAUUCUGGAUGCCGUCUAUGCUUUCCAGUUAUGCGAGGACAACGUGGACGCGACCACACAGACCUUCACCGCCACCAGAAACCGGGCCAGAGGUUUCAUAUUCGAUGGCCCAACAAAGAACCCGUACGAGCUGCAGGAUGUGGAGGGAGGCGAGGUGGUGACCAACUCCUUGACAGUAACGGUGUCCACUGAUGACCUGGAGAGCACCAUGCAGAUUCACAAGGUGGUGACGGGCACCAUGGCCCUAAUUUUCUCCUUCCUGAUAAUAGUCCUCAUGCUCUACGUGUCCUGGAAAUGUUUCCCGGCAGGCGUGAGGCAGUUGAGGCAGUGCUUUACCAGCCAGCGUCGCAAGCAGAAACAAAAGCAGACCAUGCAGCAGAUGGCUACUACGUCUGCGUCCGAGUACUACGUUGACUAUAAACCCAACAAUAUUGAGGGGGCACUUGUCAUCAUCAACGAGUACGGUUCUUGCACGUGCCAGCAGCAGGCAUCGCGGGAGUGUGAGGUGUGAUGCUCGCCCAUCUUGAUUUCAAUGCUUUCGGUGUAUUGACGGAUACUCUGCACCUCAUUUCGCUGCUCUCAGGAGGAAGCUACAUGUUUGGAGUGCAGAAAACAGGGAUUUAGUGCUGACUGCAACAUCUUCAACCUGUGUACUUGAUGCAAAAGAUGUGGAAUAAUUACGCUGACCUGUCCUGGCUUUUCUUGUGAAGAGUGGAUAUUUGAGCUUUAAUGUGUCUUUCUACUUCAGGAUAUUCUAGAACCCUCUAAAGCUAUCGAGGACAUAUUUUUACUGUGGUACAGACACACGGACAAAUGAAAUUGGAGAGGAAAACAACAAAACAAACAAAUAAACCUUAAAAAAUAUAAGAUUCAAUGUAAAAUAUGUUAAAAAGCAGAAAUGCAAGAGUGGGAAUAUAAAUGCAAGAUGUUAUCCUAUUUCUUUUGUAAACUAUGGAGAAAAAAAAAAGAGGAAAAUACAAAUGUUUAAAUAAAUGAAUUGCUAUUCACAGUGCUCCAUUCUGCAGGUGAGUUUGAUGACUGUUUUUUUGUUUGUUUGUUUGUCUGUGGUCACAAGGAAAGACGGUUAGUGAGCUCUGCUGCAGUAUCGCAGGAUGUAAAUAAGCAGGACUGUGGGAAGCGCUUCACUUCAUUUGAAAUGUUAAACCUCAGUCUAAGAUUCAGAUUCGAGAUCGAAUCACUGUGCAAAGCUUGAUUGCUGUGGCUGUCGCAGUUUCUCCUGCUUGUCCAUAUCCUGAAUAGAUUAAGCAAACCAGCUAAAACAAACCACGCUGAUGCCAUUUUGAUAUGAUGCCGAUAAAGUUAAACAUUUGUCUGCUGUUCAAAUAAACAAGACAAGGAGCGUCCUUAAUUCCUUGCCUGCUUUUAUGGAUUUCAUUUCAAAGCGCCUCAGCUGAGGGGUAAAAAUCUGACUGAGAGGCCUUAAACAUUUACAUCAAAUAUACUUCAAACGGACGUGACGAAGAGUUUCAAAAGAGAUCAUUUGAUAACCCCAUUCUAGAUGUUUACUUCAUAGUGGAUUUCUGUUUAAAUGUUUAAAUGUAAUGUUGUUUUUUAAGAUGCCCGUUGUUACUGCGUGACAGAUCAUCGUGAUUGUUCGAUUGUGUGCGUCCUGCAUCAGAGGCUAUAGCGCUGAUGAAAUAACAGGGCCGCCGAGAGAAGGUACAGACUGCUCCCUAGUGUUCACCACAGCAACGGAGAGAAAAGAGAUACUGCAGCAAGCAGCCCUCGGAUUUCUCUUACCCUCCCAGGCUUUAUGUGUCCGUCUACACGCCUGUUGCUUGUCUAUAUGCAGUCUCUAAGAUCAGCUCAGGUUAAGGAUUACUGCCACAGCAUAAAGCAUUCAGUACUAAGAACAAAAGAGAGAUGUCACUUUGCGUCGACUGCGUUGUUGUCUCUCUCAGUUUUGAACAACUGGCUGUUAUUACAAUUGACUUGUUCAGAUAGCAUAUGGAAAAUUGCCACUGUGAAGCUGAUGUGCGCGUACCAACACUUUGAUGGGGGUUUAUGUGAACGUAUGUGUGUGAGAGUGCAUGUUUGUGUAUGCAUUUACAUUUAAGUGUGUGUGUUCUUAUGUUGUGGUUUGCUUCAACCAAGUGCAUGUGUGAAUUUCAUUUGUCAUGUAUGACUGAGAAACGUCUUUAAAGGUACAUUGUAAGACUGAGCAAGUAUUUUUAUAAUCUGAUCAACGAUUUUAAUAUGGAAUCCAAAGCCCCGCCCCUUUGAUUCCUUUAAUACGUGAUAUGAAACUGUUCUAUUUUCAGCAGCACUGUAUUCGAUGCGUAUAUGAAGCUAACCCAAGCUAAACCAAUGUAUUCAUACUGUUGUAAAUGAUACGCAAUGUAACAUGCUUCACCCAUUUUCUUUUUUUACUCUUAUUUUCUGUCAGGUAAAGACGUUAUUAUUCAUAACGUCUAUCUGGUCUGACACUCCUUGGACUACAGUCUUAUUUUCUGCUGUUUUUUCCUUCCGCUGAAUAGUAUUGUUCAUGCCAUAUUUUGAAGCCAGACCCUAAGUAUGUACACUCCAAUGUGUGGUUGGGUUUUUAAUGAAUCCUCUGGAGAGUAUUAAAAAAACACAAAAAGA